Messenger RNA from Carlito syrichta (Philippine tarsier), 3378 nucleotides. RefSeq names its product RNA binding motif protein 12B (gene RBM12B). Gene Ontology annotation, biological process: regulation of RNA splicing. Bases 298 to 3279 code for a protein of 993 amino acids. Gene Ontology annotation, molecular function: RNA binding. The record is from RefSeq and is a predicted model, not a curated record. The transcript has 4 exons. NCBI's taxonomy places the organism in Eukaryota, Metazoa, Chordata, Mammalia, Primates, Tarsiidae. Gene Ontology annotation, cellular component: nucleoplasm; ribonucleoprotein complex.
GUUUGUCCGGACCGGCGGGGAGGGUGGGCGCCAUCUUCCUCCAGGCUCACUGAGGGCUCUACCUGUGCUGGGGGAGGCUGCUGCGGCGAAGAGUGUCCCCGGCCCCUGGCCUCGCGUUUCCGACCCGGCGGCAGCGAAGGAUGAUUAAUUUCCCCUUGGAACAAAGAAGACCAUUUUGUAAUGCCCUUAAUUGUGGUUCCUUUUAUUGCUUCACUUUUAAUAGUUAAGUUGCUUUUACAGAAUUAACAGGUCUCCAAGAAAUAAAAAAGGUCAUUAUUGCUGUUGUUUGAGCUCAGCAUGGCUGUAGUCAUCCGUUUACUGGGGCUUCCUUUUAUUGCGGGGCCUGUGGAUAUUCGUCACUUCUUCACGGGAUUGACUAUUCCUGAUGGAGGAGUGCAUAUAAUUGGAGGGGAAGUUGGGGAGGCUUUUAUUAUUUUUGCAACAGAUGAAGAUGCAAGACGUGCCAUAAGUCGUUCAGGAGGGCUUAUCAAGGAUUCAUCUGUAGAGCUCUUUCUUAGUAGCAAGGCAGAAAUGCAGAAGACUAUAGAAAUGAAAAGAACUGAUCGUGUCGGAAGAGGGCGACCAGGAUCUGGGGCAUCAGGGAUGCGCAGCCUGUCUAACUUUAUUGAGGCUGUUAAGGAAGAAUCAAGUAAUUUUGGAUAUGGCUCUUUGAUUAAUCAAGAUGCUGGGUUUCAUACUAAUGGUACAGGACACGGUGAUUUAAGGCCAAGAAAGACAAGGCCAUUGAAAGCCGAGAAUCCCUAUUUGUUUCUACGAGGUUUGCCUUACUUAGUAAAUGAAGAUGACGUACGUGUCUUUUUCUCUGGUUUGUGUGUGGAUGGAGUAAUUUUCUUAAAACAUCACGAUGGCCGAAAUAACGGUGAUGCCAUAGUAAAAUUUGCUUCAUGUGUUGAUGCCUCAGGAGGUCUUAAAUGCCAUAGAAGUUUUAUGGGUUCAAGAUUUAUAGAAGUAAUGCAAGGAUCAGAACAACAGUGGAUUGAAUUUGGUGGUAACGCAGUUAAGGAGGGUGAUGUUGUUACUAGAGCUGAAGAACAUUCUCCACCAAGAGGAAUUAAUGAUAGACAUUUUCGAAAAUGGUCUCAUUCAAAAUCUCCUGGAAGAACACGUUCUCGUUCCCCUCUCGGAUUUUAUGUUCACUUAAAAAAUCUGUCCCUAAGUAUUAACAAAAGAGAUUUAAGAAAUUUCUUUAGAGAUACAGAUCUCACUAAUGAACAGAUUAGGUUUUUAUAUAAAGAUGAAAGAAGAACAAGGUAUGCCUUUGUGAUGUUCAAGACUCUGAAAGACUAUAAUACUGCUCUGGGUUUACAUAAGACUGUUUUACAGUAUCGUCCAGUUCACAUUGAUCCAGUUUCUAGAAAACAAAUGCUGAAGUUCGUUGAAUAUUAUGAAAAGAAGAGACCAGGGUCAAAAGAGAAAGAGAGGCCUGGACAUGUUUCACAAAAGUAUCCUCAAGAAGGCUAUUCUGGCCGGAAACUGUGCAUAUAUAUAAGAAAUUUUCCAUUUGAUGUUACAAAAGUUGAAGUACAGAAGUUCUUUGCAGAUUUUUCUCUCGCUGAGGAUGACAUUUACCUGUUUUGUAAUGACAAAGGAGUUGGUUUGGGAGAAGCAUUGGUGAAAUUUAAAUCAGAAGAACAGGCCAUGAAAGCUGAACGUUUAAACCGACGAAGAUUCUUAGGAACAGAAGUAUUAUUAAGACUUAUAUCUGAGGCACAGAUGCAGGAGUUUGGUGUAAAUUUUUCCUUGAUGCCCAGUGAGAAGAUGCAAGCUCGUUCACAGUCACGUGAUAGAGAUGACCAUUCCCAUUUAUUUGACUCAAAAGAUCCUCCACUAUACCCAGUUGGCCCUUCUGAAAACUUUAGACAUCAGGUAGAGGACUUGAGGCAACUGGAUAACUUCAAGCAUCCCCAGGGGGAUUUCCGACAGCCCGACAGACACCCUCUGGAAGACUUUGGGCACUCCCCAGAGGAUUUCAGGUUCCCUUCAGAGGACUUCAGACACUCCCCGGAGGACUUCAGGCACCCUCGGGAAGAGCACUUCAGGCGACCUUCUGAGGAGGACUUCAGGCGCCCUUGGGAGGAAGACUUCAGGCACCCCAGGGAGGAGGACUGGAGGCAGCCACUGGAGGAGGAUUUUAGGCGAUCUCCCAAGGAGGACUUCAGGCAACCUUCUGAGGAGGACUUAAGGUGGCCCCCUGAAGGAGAUUUCAGGCGGCAACCUGAGGAGGACUGGAGGCGGCCACCUGAGGAGGACUGGAGGCGGCCACCUGAGGAGGACUUCAGGAGGCCCCCUCAGGGGGAAUGGAGGCGAUCACCCGAGAAUGACUUCAGGCGACCUCUUGAGGAGGAUUUCCGGCGGCUUCCAGAGGAGGAUUUCAGACAUUCCCCUGACGAGGACUUCAAGCAGUCACCCCAGGAGCACUUCAGACGGCUACCCCAGGAGCAUUUCCGGCGGCCACCUCCGGAACAUUUCAGGCGACCACCUCCGGAGCACUUUCGGCGACCGCCCCCGGAGCACAUCAGGCGACCGCCCCCGGAACACUUCAGGCGACCGCCCCCGGAACACUUCCGGCGUCCGCCCCAGGACCAUUUCCGGCGCCCGCCCCAGGAGCAUUUCCGGCGUCAGCCCCAAGAGCAUUUCAGGCGCUCACGAGAGGAAGAUUUCAGGCACCCACCAGAUGAAGACUUCAGGGCCCCUCCAGAUGAAGACUUUAGACACCCUCCUGAUGAGGAAUUCAGGAGCCCCCAGGAGGAAGAUUUCAGAUGCCCUUCUGAUGAAGACUUCAGGCAGCUCCCGGAAGAAGACCUCAGGGAAGCUCCGGAGGAGGGCCCUAGACUUCCUGACAAUUUUAGACUUCCUGGUGAGGAUUUUAGGAAUCCACCUGAUGAUUUUAGAAGUCAUCGCCCUUUUGUGAAUUUUGGUCGCCCAGAGGGUAGCAAGUUUGAUUUUGGAAAGCAUAAUGUGGGAGGUUUUCCCGAAGGGAGAUUUAUGCCUGAUCCAAAGUUAAAUUGUGGUUCAGGUAGAGUAACUCCUAUUAAGAUAAUGAAUCUUCCAUUUAAAGCUAAUGUUAAUGAGAUUUUAGAUUUUUUCCAUGGUUAUAGAAUCAUACCUGAUUCAGUUUCAAUACAAUAUAAUGAGCAAGGAUUACCUACAGGGGAAGCCAUUGUUGCUAUGAUAAACUAUAAUGAAGCUAUGGCUGCUAUUAAAGAUCUGAAUGAUAGGCCAGUCGGCUCCCGAAAAGUUAAGUUAAUUUUACUCUAGAGAGCAGUUCUAAAUUGAGUUAUCAUCCCACAGUAUUGAUGCAGUAAAAUGCAUUUGUUUUUUAAAAACUGUUUAUCUGAUGAAAAGAAAUAUUUUAAU